ACGUAGAAUAAUCAAUGACGGUCUCCAUAUCAGUGUCUUGAAGACCAUCGAGGAGGACAUACCCAGUGUAUUCUUGAGAAAUGACUAAGGGAAAGGUUUUUCCGAUAGACGAGAGUUACAUCUCUCUGAACCUGAAGUACAUAGCAGCUCUGGGCGCAUGGAAUCCGUAUGACGCAGGGAUUAAAUAUUGGCUCUAUCAAGUUUACAUACUUUAUUAUAAUUAUGGAAUAUUUCCAGUUAAAUGUAUAGCCGACUUAUUGCAAACACUGGAUGCACAUACAAUGCCAGAAUUCACUCAGGCAUUUGCAUCAGUAAUUGUUCAUGUUGCUGGGGCAUUUAAAACAUUCAGUAUUGUCUAUUCUCGAGCGGAAAUAUUAUUACUGGCGCGAUUAUUCAAUUGGGAGAGGCAUUUGGAAUGCACACCACAAAUGGCACAUUUUCGAGAUGUACUUAUGACGAAGGCUUCGGCAUCUUCAAGAAAAUUGACAGUAGUCAUAAGUGGGAUUGUUUUAAUGAAUUCGUUCGCUGAUUUAUACUCUACGUUGACAGUUGCCAACUGUACGUUAACUGAUUACCCACUCAGUUACUUACCGCUGAAGCAAUUUUCCUCAGCAGAGCAUUGUCGAGCCGUUGCUCUUGCUGAUUACAUGGUUCAUAAUUUUGCAAGCGCAAAUAUCAUCAUCAACGACAGCUUCUUGAUGGCUGUCAUGAGCUACAUAACAGUCCAAUUGAAAAUUCUCAACUUCAGAUUGAGCAAUUGCCAUAAGACGUUUAUUGAGCAAUUGAUUAUUCCCGAGGACGAGAAUAAGAUGAUGAUAAUUAAUUACGAGUGUCGUCGGAUGUCAAAGAAGAUAUCGGUCCUUGAUCCAAAUAGAGAGCUCAUCAAAUGUAUCGAGAAUCAUCAGAAAAUGACGGAAAUUUUCAGAACCUUCAAAUCAAUUUAUAACAACAUCCUACUGCCACAAUUACUGAGCAGCUUGCUGAUUCUCUCAUUGAUGGGCUGUCAACUGGUCUUGACAAAGUAUGAUACCGACGAGGAUGUCCAUGCCAUGGUACAUCCACUGAUAUUUGUCAUCUGGGGAACCUUGGAAUUGUAUAUAUACUGCGCAGGUGGUAAUAGCAUUCUUAUCGAGAGCGAAAUGAUAAGCUCCUCCGCUUACAAUACGCAAUGGUACAACAACGACAAAGUAUUCAGAGGAAAUUUGUCGAUUUUUCUGUCCAUCGUGGAGAAACCCCUCGUGAUCAGCAUUGGUGGGGUCGUUGCCUUGUCAAAAGAUACAUUUAAAAAUAUUCUCACUAAGGCGUAUUCCUUCAUGGCUAUCCUCAAGAACUCCAGCGGUGAAUGAUUACCAUGAUACUUGGCGCUCGGUAUUGUUCGAAAAUAAAUGACUGAAAAUAAUCUCCUAUUAUGUUUCAAUGUAAUGAAAUCGUAAUACAGCAUUUGGUUUUUCUCA
Molecule: messenger RNA, 1454 nt
Organism: Diachasmimorpha longicaudata
Lineage: Eukaryota; Metazoa; Arthropoda; Insecta; Hymenoptera; Braconidae
Exons: 7
Coding region: 81-1346 (421 amino acids)
Biological process (GO): sensory perception of smell; detection of chemical stimulus involved in sensory perception of smell
Cellular component (GO): plasma membrane
Molecular function (GO): olfactory receptor activity; odorant binding
Source: RefSeq, a predicted model, not a curated record